Molecule: messenger RNA, 852 nt
Organism: Dichomitus squalens LYAD-421 SS1
Lineage: Eukaryota; Fungi; Basidiomycota; Agaricomycetes; Polyporales; Polyporaceae
Exons: 2
Coding region: 76-720 (214 amino acids)
Source: RefSeq, a predicted model, not a curated record
GUGCCGCCACCCCUGCACAGCCGCAGCGUAGUCCAUCCAGACCUCGACCCGUCCUCCCACAUCGCCCCCUCAGUGAUGUCUUCGGCAUACACCCCCUUGGGCUUGGCCCGUGUCGUAUCCCUCUUCCUCGCCUUCGUCUUCGGCAUCGUCGGACUAGCGCUCAACGCCGAAGCGUUCGUCAGGUCCACCAACCAGAAGUCAGAAAUCAAGCGGGUCGCACCCCAGGGGACCUCCAUCCACCUCGACAACUCCGACGUCGUCUCCGCCGGAGGGGCCGUGCUCGCGUUCAGCACGGUCAUCGCCCUCGUGUCGCUCGCAUCGCUCGUCCUCCACCUGCUGUCCCCCACCCGGUCCCUCUCGACGCGCACGCUGCCCCUCCAGGGCGCGCUGCUCGCGAUAGGCACGCUCGGGCUGUUUGGGAGCCUCGUCGCGAUGACCGACAUCGUCGCCAACCGCCAGGUCAAGGUCUCCGCGACCAUCGGCGGCACGCCUGUCCCGGCCUCCCUCGUCCAGAGCGUCGAGCAGUCGCUCGGCGUCACGCCUGUAUACCAUAAAAUCUUCUACCUGAAACGCGCAGUCAUCCUGCCGUGGUUCGCCUUCCUCUUCGGCGCAAUCUCGACCGCGCUCUCCUUCGCUAGCCCGAGAGGCGCGCUUGCUCCCGCAAAUGACAAGGGGUCAUAUACCACCGACCCAAAUGGAGAGAAGCAGGGGCAGGUCUGAUUGUACGGAAUAGGUCUGCGCUCGCUCUCGAUGGCACGAGCUCUGACUCUAUGCAGUCAGUAGUGUUCAGCACGGUAUACCUCACGACUUCACAUACUAGUACAUACCCAUUCGUUCACCAAUGACCCACCG